AACAAUAAAAGUUUGAUAUUGUGAGUAUUGUAGGCUGACGUCACUUUGAUUCCUUGAAGUGAGGCAGAAUAAACCCUGAAAGGACAAACACACACACACACACACACACACACAGACAGUCACUCACUCACUCACGCGCACAUAUACACACACACACACACACACAUACAGAGAGACUCAAUUACUGGCCAAUUCUCUUCUUCAUCAUCUCCUGCUACACUGGCCUCUCACAAAAGCACGACGAAACAGGAAAACAAAGAUCAAGCGAUACUUCGCUCUGGAUCGAGUCGGAAUUACGUCAAGCGUCCAAACUAAAACGUGGUCGAGCAGUGAUGUCACACAGCUGAGGACACUCCCACUCAAUAUGGAGUCUGGAGAACGACUGGCCUCGCCUUCCUCCACCCCACUCUCUGUCCACGCCACCACCUCUGCGCCCUCAUCUUCCUCCUCCUCUUCAUCAUCAGCAGCCUCCAAUGCCAAGAGUAGCCUGAACCACGGAGCCACGGCCACGCUCGGCACAUGCGGUCCUCUGUUUGGCAUGACGGGCAGUGAUCAGCCCUUCAGCGUCAGUUCCAUGACCUCAUUGCCCAGCGCGUACCCGCUCAUGGCUCACCCGGCCUUCGGUCUGUUGUCCCCGGCGACGGUCCGUCCAGAGUUUGGUGGUCUGGGAGGAUUGGGGAUGUCUGCAGCCCUCGCAGCUCACCCGCAGCUGGGAGCUUUCUCAGAAUGGUGGAGGGCAGCAGAGGCUCAUGGGCGGAGUCCUCCAGCCUUCUUCCAGCCUUUUCUCAGCCUGCCCCCCAUGUUUGCCCCGCCCCUUCACAACCACGAGGCCAAUCCGUACACAUCCAAAACCCCAAACAGGAGCAGUCAGUCGUCUAAAGGUGUGAACGGAGCCGUGAACGGCCGCUCGCUCUCGCCAUCUGCGGCUAAAGGAACCGUGUCGGCCGCCGCGUCCCCCUCCCCCGCUCUCCGAGCCCCGGAGCACAGCCGGACCCCCGACGCCAAAGCCCGCGACCGCAAGACCGGUCUCCAUAGCAACAGCACAGGAGAUGUUCAGCAGGAGAAGCCCUCGCAGAAAACUAAAGAGAAGAAGGCCCGUAAGAAGCAGACGGAGGGUUCCGCCGUGAGCGAGAGCGAAUCCGGAUCCUCGCUGGAUACAGACAGUGAUGGGGUGAGCAGCAGUGAUAUCGAUGAUCUUGGAGAGGAAGAGGAUGAUGAUGAUGAAGAUGAAGAUGAUCAGAGUAAAGACAGCGAGGAGUCCGACUCUGAGAAAGAACGUCAAAAGAAAAAGAAAAUGAAAAUUGUGACGUCCAGCUCUGGCCUCAGUAAGAAGGAAAAGAGCCGGUCAGCGGAGCCUCAGGAUUUCCGUGGCGUCUCCCAGCGUGGCGCUCCUCUGGAAUCCUCACUUCCAGUUCACCUACACCGCUCUUCACCCUCUCCGGCUCGCUCUCAGUCCUCUCUGCUCUCUCCGCCGGGUCACAAAGUCAAAGAGAGACCCCUCCACACCAGCGUCAUCCAAUCCACCGGCCUGGCAGCCGCUCCCAAACCACUAGCCUUACUGGCACAGUCACGUCAAAACAUUUCGCCAAAACGUUCCCCUCCGCACCUCACAUCCUCUCCUAAAACAGCCUCCUGCAAGCCCCAUCAGCCCCUCCCUCUUUCCUUAUGCUCCUCCCCUAAGCCUCUUUCAGUGCCCUCCCCUCCCAAACCCCUCCCUCUUUCCUCCUCCCCCAAACCGCCUCCUCUCACCCCCUCCCUGAAGGCACAAUCUCAAGCUUCCUCUCACAAUCCUCGGGGUCCGGCACUGGACGCUCUCACCAGCAGGAAGAUUCUGGAGAGUUCUCUGGGCCACGUCACCGACUACAGACUGAACCAGACUUUCCCGUCUCAGGAGCAGCCCUUUCCUCUCCCGUUGAAGAAACAGCAGUUUAAGAUAAACAAGAGGACAGGAGUGCUAUCAUCCUCGUCCUCAUCACAGCCGUCGUCCUCCGUUCUCUCUGUCAAACACAGCUCUGAAGCCUCAGGCAGGACCAAACCCCCGUCGGCGUCGGCCGUGUCCUCCUCCUCUCUGUCGUUUCCUCACAGUCUGCUGGCGCUCGCUCAGGCCAACGGCGUCAUUCACAGCACGCAGGACGCUCCUCUGGCCCUCACCACCAAACCUCGCUCGGAUCUGCCCGUUAACCUCAGCACGGGAGGACGCAAGAGCCCCGCCGGCGCCACGCCCAACCACGCCCGCGAACCACGCAAGAGCAAGACCCCCAAAGCGCUGGAGGCCUGGAGGGGUCUGUCCCAGAAACACCUGGUGCAGUCUCUGGUGGAUCUGUUUCAUCACAGCGGAGCCGAACAAGAGCUGCCCAGCAGCAAAGAGUCCGACGAGUCCGCCGAGGAUGAAGAUGAUGAGGAUGAUGAUGUGGAGGAUGAGGAAGAUGAUGAUGAAGAGGAUUCAGACGACAGUCUCUCAGAAUCCGACAGUAACUCAGACAGCGAGCUGAACGGAUCUGAAGGUGGUAAGAAGAAACGCAAGAGUUCACUGGUGGAGACCAACACAGACGGAGAGACGAGUCCUCAGAAACUCCCUCAUCUCAACUCAUCCGCCAAUCACAGUCUGUCUGACUGUCUGCCACUCAACCUUCAAGUCUUUAAGCCUUCCAGUGUGGCCACGCCCACCAUCGUGAGCAGCUCCGGUGCCUUGACCUAUCACAGCUCUCCUUCCUCAUCCUACUCUGUGGGCACUUCUCCAGGCUCUGGCAAGAGGAAGCGGGUGAUGAAUGAAGAUGAUUUACGGGUUCCUCUAGAAAUGGGCUGGCAGCGUGAGACGCGGGUGAAGACAGUAGCCGGUCGACUGCAGGGAGAUGUCGCCUACUACGCCCCGUGCGGCAAGCGUCUGCGGCAGUACCCUGAUGUCGUAAAGUAUCUGUCCAGAUACGGAAUAACUGACAUCACACGCGAUAAUUUUAGCUUCAGUGCAAAAGUAAGGGUCGGUGACUUCUAUGAAGCGAGAGAAGGACCCCAGGGUCUGCAGUGGUCUCUUCUGAAAGAUGAAGAGGUCAUCCCUCAUAUUCUGGCUAUGGAGGGGAGACGGGUUCGUCCCCCCAGCUCAGAGCGUCAGCAGAGGGGCGGCGGUGAGUUCUCGGGCAGUCGGCGCCGAAAGGGCCGUCCCCCGAAUCUGGGCGAGAGCGACUUCCCAAACCCCUCUGAGGCCAAACUGCUGCGCAAACUGGAGGCUCAGGAAAUCGCCCGACAGGCCGCUCAGAUGAAACUAAUGAGGAAACUGGAGAAACAGGCGCUCGCACGGGCGGCCAAAGAGGCCCGAAAACAACAAGCCAUCAUGGCUGCAGAAGAGAGACGGAAACAUAAAGAGCAGAUGAAGAUUUUCAAACAGCAGGAAAAGAUAAAGCGCAUUCAGCAAAUCCGCAUGGAGAAGGAAGUCCGCGCGCAGCAGAUUCUGGAGGCAAAGCGGAAAAAAAGAGAAGAGGCUGCCAAUGCCAAAAUGUUAGAGGCGGAGAAGAGAAUAAAGGAAAAAGAAAUGAGACGUCAACAGGCUGUUAUUCUCAAGCACCAGGAGAUGGAGAGGCAUAGACUAGAUAUGGUAUGGGAGAGGGAGAGGAGAAGACAGCAUGUUAUGCUAAUGAAAGCGGUAGAGGCGCGGAAAAAAGCUGAGGACCGGGAACGCCUCAGGCAAGAGAAGAGAGAUGAGAAACGACUCAACAAGGAGAGAAAGAUGGAGCUCCGGAGGCUGGAGCUGGAGAUGAUCCGAGAGAUGAAGAAACCCAAUGAGGACAUGUGUCUGACGGAUCACAAGGCUCUUCCUGAGAUUCCUCGUCUUCACGGUCUGGUGCUGCCCGGCAGUGUGUUUGCAGACUGUCUGAUGUUGGUACAGUUCCUGCGGAGUUUCGGGAAGGUUUUGGGGAUGGAAUUGUCUGAGGUGCCCACGCUGGGUGUCCUGCAGGAGGGACUGCUCAACCUGGGCAACAGCAUGGGUCAAGUGCAGGACCUGCUGGUUCGACUGCUCUCGUCGGCUGUGUCUGAUCCGGGGUUACCUCCAGGACACAGGGCGAAGUCCAUCUUGGGUGACCACUUGACUAAUGUGGGUUUAAACCGAGAUAACGUGUCUGAGGUUCUUCAGCAGUAUAUGGAGGCUCACUGCGCUCAGACAGAUCUCACUGAUCUCAGUCGGAGUCUCAGGACCAAGUCUUUUCAGGCUCACACACCGGCUCAGAAAGCAUCUGUUCUCGCCUUCCUGGUCAAUGAGGUGGCCUGCAGCAAAAGUGUCAUCAGUGAGAUCGACAAGAGUCUGGAGCACAUGAACGUGUUGAGGAAGGACGAGUGUAUCGUUGAGGCCAAACUGAAGAAAAUGAAAACAAUCCACGCCAAACGCACCGGAAAACGUGACGCCGUCGCCGGAGGGGAGGAGUCUCACGCUGCAGGCGCCUCUGUGAUUGGUCACAAGCGCAAGAGGAAGACUGGGGACAGUGAUGAGGACGACGAUGAAGAUGAGGACAGUGAUGAUGCUGCAGAUGAAGAGGACGAUGAGGAGGAGGAAGACACCAAAAAGGGCAAGAAGGUGGAGACGUGUGAUGAGGACGAGGGAGAUCCAGCCACGAGUGUUGAAGAGCUGGAGAAACAGAUCGAGAAGCUGUCUAAGCAGCAGAAUCUGAUCCGCCGGAAGCUCUUCGAGUCGUCUCACGCUCUGAGGUCCAUGUCAUAUGGUCAGGACAGAUACCGCCGCAGAUACUGGGUCCUGCCUCAGUGUGGAGGGGUUUACAUAGAGGCCAUGGAGAGCGGAGAAGGUCUGGAGGAGCUGGAGAAAGAACGAGAACGAUUAAAGAACUUUCAGGCCGUGCAGGUGAAAGAAGAGCCGCAGGAGGAGUUAACAGAACAUCAGGAGGAGGAUGAGGAGGAGGAGGAGGAGAUACCUGCAGUACCUUUGAAGGAGGAGGAGUUGAAACAAGAGGACAAACUCGUGGAUCCCCAUCAGGAAACAGAUAAAGAGAUGCGCUUCUCCCCACUCAAAGAACUUCAGGGAACAGAGCCCGUGACCACGCCCCCUCAGCCACCUAAGCUCCACCCCUCAACGAGCCCCGCUUGCCAGGAACUGCCUCACACACCUGCAGGGCUCAGGGUCGUCGCCACGGAUACCACAUCAGCAUCAUCUCCGGCUCGCUCUCCAACUACCUCCAAACUGACCGAAGGCGGCAGCCCGGGCCCGGAGCACUCCGUCCCUCCUCCUCUGCAGCUCAGCGUCCCGGCGCACGUCCUGCAGCCGCACGCGCAGCUCCUGCCCACCGAUCAACUGCUCAGGGUCCUCGGCGAGCGCAGCGGCCACUGGUUCAGCCUGCUGCCUCGCUCGCCCUGCGACGACACCUCACUCAGCCAGCCCAAAACUCCUCCUCCGACAUCUACCUCCUCUCCGCAUCAUCAUCACCAGCUGCUCUCUCUGUCAGGUCCUCUGAACCCCUCGCCCGCCGGCAUACAGAUGAAGUCGGGUGGAUCUCUCAUGGGUUUGUCCAUGUUCAGUUGGUCCGGCGGGGUCAUCAGCCCCAAUCUGCCCCUGUGUAGUAGCCCGAUGCACAUGUACCCGUCGGCGGAGGGCAGCGCCAGCCCUCACCCGGCCCCCAGCGUCUCCACCAGCAAAAGCGACUCUCCCGUUCCCACCGGAGAAAAGAUGACGUCUCCUGCGGCGCUGGAGAUUCCCAAAAACCACGAUCGCCCCGAAGCUCUGCCCAUACCUGAGGACAUGCUGCUGGGCUGGUGGAAGGUGACGGACAUGGAGGAGCUGAAAGCUCUCAUGAAUGCUCUCCACAGCCGAGGAAUCCGAGAGAGAGGACUCCAGAAACAACUGCAGAAAUCCAUCGAGCUAAUCACGCAAACCUGCAACAAGAACAAAGAUGUGGCAGUCAUGGAGGUGUCGGAGCUGGACGAGGGUCAGGUUUCCGUGGAGACGCUGCGGGAUUGGUGCGUGGAGGAGCAGGCUAUGGAGACGGACAUCGCUCUGCUGCAGCAGGUGGAGGAACUGGAGCGGAAGGUGACGUCGGCCAGCCUGCAGGUCAAGGGCUGGGCGUACCCGGAUCCGCAGUCCGAGAGAGAAGACCUGGUGUAUUACGAGCACAAGCCCCUCCCCAAGCCCCGUCCAGGGGUGGAGUCCCAGGAGGAGCGGUGCUCGGAGAAGGGCCUGAUCCGUCGCCUCGACAACCCGCUGGACAUCGCAGUGACGCGACUGGCCGAUCUGGAGCGGCACAUCGAGAGAAGGUACCUGCGGAGCCCCUUAGGGACCACCAUCCAGAUCAAACUGGAUAAUGUGGGUACGGUCACUGUGCCCGCACCUGCUCCAUCCACUAGCGCUGGAGGGGAAGGGGGAGAGGAGGAGAUCGCUCCUGGGAUGAAGGUUUGGAGGAAAGCUAUGGGUGAUGUCCGCAGCUCUUCUCAGUUGGCCAUGUGUCUACAGCAGCUGCAGAAAUCCAUCGCCUGGGAGAGAUCCAUCAUGAAAGUGUACUGUCAGAUGUGCAGAAAAGGUGAUAAUGAAGAUCUGCUUCUGCUGUGUGACGGCUGUGAUAAAGGAUGUCACACCUACUGCCACAAACCCAAAAUCACCAACAUCCCUGAGGGAGACUGGUACUGUCCUGCCUGCAUCUCCAAGGCAAGCGGUCAGUCACCUAAAGCUAAGAAGCAGCAGAACCGUACAGCACCAGCCAGCGGAGGAAAGAAGGCGACAGAAUCCGCCAAGAAAAACAAGAAACAAACAGAGGCGUGUGAAGAAGAGACGGCCGCCAGCGGCAGCAACAACAACAGCACCCCAAAGAAAUCAGCCAACACCUCCAACCAGAACAAGAAGAACACGUCCAUCCCACCUGUGACCAAACCCGACAGUCCCGUCUGUGUGAAGAGAGCAAAGACAGCCAGAGACAACAACAGAGACCUGGGCCUGUGCAGGAUUCUAUUGGCGGAACUGGAACGUCAUCAGGACGCCUGGCCGUUCCUCACGCCUGUCAACUCCAAAUCUGUCCCGGGAUACAAGAAAGUCAUUAAAAAGCCCAUGGACUUCUCCACCAUCCGUGAGAAACUGGUCAGCAGUCAGUAUCAGAACUUGGAGACGUUCAUCAUCGACGUCAACCUGGUGUUCGACAACUGCGAGAAGUUCAACGAGGAUAACUCUGACAUCGGCCGGGCCGGACACAACAUGAGAAAGUUCUUCGAGAAGAGGUGGACUGAGCUCCUGAAGCAGACCAACUGAUCCGCCGUCAGACACACAUCAUGGUGCAAUAGCUGAUCCUCGGAGAAGAGUCGCACUGACGUGUCAUCAGUCAGAGGUGUAGGAGAUGAAUCCCUGUCCACUACCUGUAAAUACGUCCUUUGGUUUCGUUGUUUUUACGUUCUGGUUAAUAUUAUAGUGAAUGUAUUUAAUUUUUUUAAAUGAUUAUUUAUGAGAAAAUAAAAAGAAAGGUCCACUCUUCGUUUUCUAUGAAAAGGAAGAAAUAGCAAAACUGCUUUAAAUCAAACGGAAUGUUUAUUAUUUGUUUGUGUUAUUUUGUUGAUUUUUCCUCUCCAAAUACGAAACAAAGCCAAGAAAAAAAACCAAGGAAAGAAAGAAACUGUUUACACUGAUCUGUGCCAGACGGCAUCAGAGUAUUCUGUAACCCUCUCUGUAUCACUGUACACGCUGACCGCAGGAGGCCGUCCCGUCCCGUCCCGUGUGUACAUACUGUCUAUUCAUGUCAAUAUAUAUGGAGUCUGCUUUGGAAUGACGUGUACAUAUUGUUUCAGACAUUGGCUAUUGUUUAUGCCUUAGAACGAUUGUAGCAAUUGAUUUUAGUCUUAAAGUGAUGAAUAAUAUACAUUUAUUGUUUGUACAGUAUAUACAUAUCCUCUACAAAACACUGUGGUCUCCUUAAUCUUAGUAGUGCCUACCCUUCAGAACAGGGUCUAGGGAAAAGACAAAAAAUCCUUUGCUUUGCUUUGGUUUUUUUCCCAGUUUUUGUAACGUCAUUGUUUUCUUCUCUAAAACACAUCAAGGCCUCCGCUCAACAGGCAUACUGUACGAAACUGUGGGAGUAUUCUUCAGUAUCCCCCAUCGGCCCCAGAGCCGCCCGCCCGUCCGGGCUCACUGGAGGCAGCUAGAACUGAGUUCUUUUUGUACCUGCGUCAGAGUACUUGAAGUUAUUUUAUUUAAAGAUAUUGUGGGAAACAAAUGGUAGCGUUCUUUUUGUAGGAGCAUUAUUUUUCACUAGUGGAUGUGUGUGUGUGUGGGCGCGUGUGUGUGUGUGGAUGUGAGCGUGAGAGAGUGUGUUUGUGCGACUGUGUGGAUGUUUGGCACGAACUUAUUAAAAGGAUGUUUUUAAAUCCACAAA
Triplophysa dalaica is the source of this 8345-nucleotide messenger RNA. RefSeq names its product bromodomain adjacent to zinc finger domain, 2Ba (gene baz2ba). The transcript has 38 exons. The coding region runs from base 365 to 7231 and encodes 2288 amino acids. The record is from RefSeq and is a predicted model, not a curated record. NCBI's taxonomy places the organism in Eukaryota, Metazoa, Chordata, Actinopteri, Cypriniformes, Nemacheilidae. Gene Ontology annotation, molecular function: protein binding; DNA binding.